Molecule: messenger RNA, 381 nt
Organism: Daldinia decipiens
Lineage: Eukaryota; Fungi; Ascomycota; Sordariomycetes; Xylariales; Hypoxylaceae
Exons: 2
Coding region: 1-381 (126 amino acids)
Source: RefSeq, a predicted model, not a curated record
AUGGAGAAGGCCAAAAAGGGUACCAAGACACUCGCCGAUUUGCCAGCAUGGUACCGCCGUAUCAGGAGCUCUGAAUGGGAUGACGAAGAUGGAUACCCCUACUUGCCAGAAACUAUUUUUGAUGAGGACAUAUCCGAACUUGGGGAGGAGGAAGAUGAGCAAGAGCUUUGCUUGAAGAGACACUGGUCUGACGAGUGGGAAGGGGGGCAUAAAGUAGGGAUUCAGUUCAUCGGGGAGAAUUAUUUCCGGAUGUUGGUUAGCCGGGACGUUAUCACGAUAUCUGAGCCCGAGCCUCUUCCCGCUUCUGCUCCCGAAAUCUUGGAGUUUGUGGGUAUUGAUGAGGAAAGAAUCAAGGGGAAGGCGGAGAUGAAGAAGUACUAG